CAUAUCCAAAAACAAAGUUGGGAAUAAUGUUCAGUGAAGAGAAUAAUACAGCAUUAUGUUCAAAAAAUGGAAAUGAAUAUUAUAUUGAUAGAAAUGGAAGAUUAUUCUAUUGUAUUUUACAAUUUUAUAGAACUGGCAAGAUUCCAUCUGUUGAUAAAG
Molecule: messenger RNA, 159 nt
Organism: Racocetra persica
Lineage: Eukaryota; Fungi; Glomeromycota; Glomeromycetes; Diversisporales; Gigasporaceae
Source: the annotation of a GenBank genome assembly